UAAAGAUCUUAGUUAAUAAUAGUUGUACUAAAAAAUAUAUAAUAAUUAUGAAAAUGUUGUUAAUGUCCCCGAAAAUUAUUAUAACAAUAUUGUCGAGUUUAACAUUAAUUAAUAAUUCAAUGCAAGUAUGCUAUGACAACAUCGGAUGCUUUAGUAAAGACGGUCCUAUGAAACAAACGGGAUUAUUGCCGGCCUCUCCUAACUAUAUCAACACUAAAUUCUAUGCCUACACGAGUCAGACACCACAAGUUGGACUGGAGGUCGAUCCGUAUUCAUUGGACAGUCUGAAUGUUAUCAAUGUUGAUAAACCAAUUGUUUUUGUUAUUCACGGCUAUGGCAACAGCGGUAGGUCUAAGGAAUUGGUUCAGCUUAAAGACUCGCUUCAAUUUUUCGGUCAAAUUGAAACAGUUGUAAUGGUUGACUGGGAAAAAGGGGCCGAACUGAUCACAUACGACAAAGCGGCCACUAAUACUCAAGUGGUCGGACGCCAAGUGGCUUACUUUGUUGAAACAUUACGUAAGUCACGAGGACUUGACCCUCAAACUGUUCAUCUGAUUGGUUUCAGUUUGGGUGCACACGUCUCAGGAUAUGCCGCCAAAUACUCAAAAUCACAAUACAAUUGGACUUUCGGUCGCAUUUCUGGCCUCGAUCCGGCACAACCAAAAUUUGAAGGCUAUCCCGGUUCUCAUCUAACCAAAGAUGACGCUAUAUUUGUUGAUGUUAUUCACACGAGUUCCGGCCAUUUUGAGGCAGUGGGUGAACUGGGUUUUAUUGGACCGAUUGGAGACAUUGACUUUUAUCCUAACAAUGGUAAACAUCAGCCACGCUGUGCCCUACAAUUAGAUCCCACGUGUAAUCACUACUCAUCCAUAUUUUAUUACGAAGCAUCGCUUAGCGGUGUUGAUCAAUGCCAGUGUACGGCAUACAAGUGCAACAAUUGGGAUGAACUCAUCAAAAAUAAAUGCAAUAAAAAGGAUGCCUCGCGUAUGGGUUUCUACAGCAUUACAAAACCUGGUCGUGGAGUAUACUAUCUUCAAGUAUCACAAAAUUAUCCGUUUUGUAAAAACUAA
Messenger RNA from Oppia nitens, 1070 nucleotides. RefSeq names its product pancreatic lipase-related protein 2-like. The record is from RefSeq and is a predicted model, not a curated record. The transcript is spliced from 2 exons. Bases 48 to 1070 code for a protein of 340 amino acids. Gene Ontology annotation, molecular function: lipase activity. Lineage: Eukaryota; Metazoa; Arthropoda; Arachnida; Sarcoptiformes; Oppiidae.